Messenger RNA from Vicia faba (fava bean), 858 nucleotides. The record is from the annotation of a GenBank genome assembly. Lineage: Eukaryota; Viridiplantae; Streptophyta; Magnoliopsida; Fabales; Fabaceae.
AUGAGAUGUAACGUUUUUGAUAGAAGAGGUGCUCUGGCCAAGACUCAAGACAAAGGAGGGAUGAUGGUGACAUGCUUUACUGGGCCCUCUGUGGCUUAUACUGUUUUUGAUUGGGUUCGCAACCAGCAAGGUUGUGCUAAUCUUCUAACCGGUUCUGCAAUUACUGUUAUUGUUAACAUCCUCGGCAAAGCGGGUCGGGUUUCAUCUGCCGCGUCUUUGCUUCGAACUCUUGAGAAGGAUGGGUUUGAGAUUGAUGUUUAUGCUUAUACUUGUCUGAUAACUGCUUAUGCUAGUAAGGGUAGGUACAAUGAUGCUGUCUCUGUCUUCAAUAAGAUGCAACGAGAUGGUUGCACCCCUAAUCUCAUUACAUAUAAUUCCAUGUUGAAUGUUAAUGGAAAAAUGGGUAUGCCUUGGUCUCGUGUUAAUGCGCUUGUUGAUUCUAUGAAAGCGAAUGGAGUUGCUCCUGAUUUGUAUACUUACAAUACCCUUAUCACUUGUUGUCGCCGCAGUUCUCUAUAUGAUGAAGCUGUUAAAGUGUUUGAUCAGAUUAACAUGGCGGGUUUUUUUCCUGAUAGGGUUACAUAUAAUGCGUUGGUAGAUGUAUUUGCAAAGUCUAGACGCCCCGAGGAGGCUUUGCAGGUGCUUAAAGAUAUGGAAAGUAAUGGCUUCUCAGCAUCCAUUAUUACUUAUAAUUCGUUGAUAUCUGCUUAUGUUAGAGGUGGUUUGUUUGAGGAAGCAUUGCGGCUUAAAAUUCAAAUGGUGGAGAAAGGGAUUAAGUCGGAUGUUUUUACCUACACAACACUUUUCUCAGGGUUUGAGAAGGUUGGGAAAGAUCACAUUACAACAAACUUGCAAUAG